GGUCACUUGCAGGAGGACCGGCUGCUGUCACUUGCGCUCGGCGCCGCGGCUCGGCUGGGUUCGCCGCUCUCGUGAGCGCACGGGGACGCCCGGCGCACACUCGCGCUCUCCCACUGCGCCGGACCCUCUCCGGCCGCUGCCGUCACCAAACUCCUGUAUCCUCCACCGGAGAAGUCACAUGGGCCCCGAGGUCACCUGCCCGUGGAGGGGCCGCUUGCCUCGCUUCCAAGUGAGGACCUGGAUCGAGCCCGUGGUGGCCUCGACCCAGGUGGCCGCUUCCCUGUACGACGCGGGGCUGCUCCUGGUGGUGAAGGCGUCUUUCGGAGCCGGGGGCCCCUCCAACCACAGCGCCAACCCAUCGCCCCGCGGCGCUCUAGAGGACGAACAGCAGAAGGCCAUCUCCAAUUUCUACAUCAUCUAUAACCUCGUGGUGGGCCUGACGCCCCUGCUGUCGGCCUACGGGCUGGGCUGGCUCAGCGACCGCUACCACCGCAAGAUCUCCAUCUGCGUGUCUCUGCUGGGCUUCCUGCUCUCGCGCCUCGGGCUGCUGCUCAAGGUGCUGCUAGACUGGCCGGUGGAGGUGCUGUAUGGGGCGGCGGCGCUGAACGGACUGUGCGGUGGCUUCUCUGCCUUCUGGUCUGGGGUCAUGGCGCUAGGGUCCCUGGGCUCCUCCGAGGGCCGCCGCUCUGUGCGCCUCAUCCUUAUUGACCUGAUUCUGGGCUUGGCGGGGUUCUGCGGGAGCAUGGCCUCCGGGCAUCUCUUUAAUCAGAUGGCCGGGCACUCUGGGCAAGGCCUGGUGCUGACGGCCUGCAGCGUGAGCUGUGCGGCAUUUGCCCUUUUCUACAGCCUCUUUGUGCUGAAAGUCCCAGAGUCGGUAGCUAGUCCCAGCAAGGACCUUCCCGCUGUGGACACAGUGUCCGGCACCAUCGGCACAUACCGCACCCUGGAUCCUGAUCAGCUGGAUAAGCAGACUGCAGCGGGGUACACUUCAUCUCCUGGAAAAACCAAGCCCCCAAUAUACAUCAUAGCCCUGCUUUUUGUGGGUGCCAUCGUCUAUGACGUUGCAGUGGUGGGCACAGUGGACGUGAUGCCCCUUUUUGUGCUGAGGGAGCCUCUCAGCUGGAACCAAGUGCAGUUGGGCUAUGGUAUGGCUGCAGGGUAUACCAUCUUCAUCACCAGCUUCCUGGGAGUCCUGGUUUUCUCCCGCUGCUUCCAGGACACCACCAUGAUCACCAUCGGGAUGGUCUCCUUUGGGUCCGGAGCCCUCCUCUUAGUGUUUGUGAAACAGACAUACAUGUUCUACAUUGCUCGAGCCGUCAUGCUGUUCGCUCUCAUCCCCAUCACGACCAUCCGGUCAGCCAUGUCGAAACUCAUAAAGGGCUCUUCUUAUGGAAAGGUGUUUGUCAUACUGCAGCUGUCCCUGGCUUUGACCGGGGUGGUGACCUCCACAGUGUAUAACAAUAUCUAUCAGCUCACCAUGGACAAGUUCGUGGGCACCUGCUUCGCUCUCUCCUCCUUUCUCUCCUUUCUGGCCAUCGUCCCAAUCAGCAUCGUGGCCUAUAAACAAGCCCGGUAGUCAUAAUAUGGAGACUUCAUGGAGAAACGGUGGUGCUGACCUGCAGAAGCUGAAAACACCAGCAAUGGCUGAGCCCCCUUGAAGACAGAAGGAAGAACUACUGGACUGAAGCCAUCCACUGCCCAAGAAACCCACAUUCCAGCCAGAGUUGGCCUCAGGAUGACCUGCUCAGGCGCAGGGUCUCUAGUGGGUAGGAAAGAGCACUUUUCUGGUGAUGGGAACCUUUCUCAGCUUGUAGACACUGCUGUUAGGCGGAGGUGAGGUUCUACAGCAGCAGAGCACGGCCCUGCAUGCACACAGCCCACCCCGGCAUUGCAAGGGGCCUAACUCCAGGUGCAGACCACUAGCUCCCUUCUUCCAAGGCUGCCUUGAGGGCUCCAAGGACUGACUAGUACCCUGGGUGCUGUGCUGGAAUCCCAUGGGAGAAGUCAGACCUGAAGGGAUUGUGGCAGGGAUGUUUGUAAGAACUGCAGUCAUGUUGUAUAAACAAUGCUAUCUUUUACAUUAAAAUAAAACCUUGAAAAAAAGUUAGUACUCAUUCCCGAGGCCUCACUAGCUGUGAACACUGGGAAGAGCGAUGGCGCCCAGGCUUUGGUUUCAGGGUAGUGUUGUAAUUGUUGCUUUUAAGAAGCAAACUGCAAAGGACUUUCUUCAAUGAAUCGGUCAAAUGAGUACUUUCAGUAAUACUUCCCAAAGUGGGUGGUGGGAAGAGAGAGGAGAUGUAUAAUGAUCCAUUUAACAUUGAGGCUUAUUUUUAUAGCCCACUUUACUGACAUAAAUAAAAGUGGAUUCGCUUUCUAAUAAAAUCACCAUUCAUAGUA
Tupaia belangeri chinensis (Chinese tree shrew) is the source of this 2397-nucleotide messenger RNA. RefSeq names its product solute carrier family 46 member 2 (gene SLC46A2). Gene Ontology annotation, molecular function: transmembrane transporter activity. Bases 179 to 1576 code for a protein of 465 amino acids. Gene Ontology annotation, biological process: transmembrane transport. The record is from RefSeq and is a predicted model, not a curated record. Lineage: Eukaryota; Metazoa; Chordata; Mammalia; Scandentia; Tupaiidae. Gene Ontology annotation, cellular component: membrane. The transcript is spliced from 5 exons.